GCAGGAGUCGCUGUCGCCAACCUGUUGAAACGAAGUAACAACCUCUGAGACGGGCUGUUGAAAAUUUGACAGAGUUUGGCUCUUUAAAAGAAGGAGAAAUGUUACCAGGCUUCCACUGAGUUGUGGUGAGGUCAGCAGAAAGUGAAGCCUUAGAGAAGAAAGACCAGGUAGCGAGGAUGAAGCGAAUCCUGGAGGACUUUGUACAGCUGACAAGGACUGUAGGACAGGCUGAGCGUGACCUGGAAGGUCGCAUCGACUCCGAAUUCAGUACAAUUCGUUCCCAGACUUUGGCACUGAAAAAUAACAAAGAUCUUACCGCAGAAAUAGGAGGCAUCAAGGGGAAUGUUAAGAAGAACCGGUACAAAGACAUCUUGCCAUAUGACCAAACACGUGUCAGCCUCUCCCUGCUGUCUGAUAAAGGCUGCUCAGACUAUAUCAAUGCCAACUUCAUCAAGGGUGCAAUUAAUGGCAAAUAUUACAUUGCCACUCAGGGGCCCCUUAACCAUACAGUGGAAGAUUUCUGGAGAAUGGUUUGGCAGUACAAAGUGAAGAUAAUUAUGAUGGCUUGCAAAGAAAUAGAGCUUGGAAAGAAAAAAUGUGAACAGUACUGGGCAAACUACAGAGAAACUUCAACAUUUGGACUCUUUGCAGUAAAAAAUGAAGAUGAAUCUAUAAUUAGUGAUGAGGUGGUGGUCAGGACACUGUCUGUCCAGUUCCAAGGAGGCAUUCUGACAGUUCUCCAUUUUCAGUAUAAGGCCUGGCCAGAUCAUGGCAUUCCUGACUCUCCAGAUGGCAUCUUAAACAUGAUAGAAAAAAUUCAUGAUCGUCAAGGAAGCGAUUUGACUCCAAUAAUUGUACAUUGCAGUGCUGGCUGUGGAAGAACUGGAGUUAUAUGUACUGUAGAUUACAUCUAUGAUCUGCUGAAGGCAAAGCAAAUAAAUGAUACCUUCAGCAUCUUGGACAUUGUAUGGGAGAUGAGGCAACAACGACCAUCAAUUGUUCAGACUAAGGAGCAGUAUGGGUUUGUUUAUCACACUGUGGCUCAGUUGUUCCAGAAUGCCUUGGAUUCUGGAAUUCUUGUCUGUGAUAAUUUCAGUGAGAGGCUGUCCCCACUUUAUGAUAACACUGAGACCCUAACAACACAGACGCCACCUAAGCCUGCCACAAGGAAGAAGAGUUUAGAUAUUUGCAGAAAACCAAUAAAAUCCUCAGUGGAACAACGUUCUUCUGCACCUUUUACGAACAAUAUGAAUGAGACAUAUGCUGUGGUUAACAAAAAUAAAUUACGUCAGCCUCUGGACAAUGUUACAUCUGCCACCAGUGCGCUGGUCCCUUCUUCUUCUAGUCACCAUUAUGACAAUGAAGACAAAAUGAACAAGAAUAGCAGCCCGAAUAUAGAAGCCCUUUAUAGUGCUGUGAAGCCAAAAAACAAACCACAUUCUGGCAGCAAUGCAUCAAAACCCAGUAGCCCUUCAGAUCAGCUUUAUCCUGUGUUCCACAAAGGAGAAAAUGAGAGGAUUUCAAAUCUCACAUCUCCAAGUCCACAGAAUCACGAGCAAGCAGGAACUGACCUUUCUAGAAGAGUCGUCAGACAAAAUGUUUAUGAUAACCCUUUGAACCUUCAGAGCUCUGAGGGUGUUGACAUUUCAGGGAAGAAAAAACUUGGUAAUCCCAAGACUAUGAAUGAUGAGGAUUAUGAAUAUGUGUCUGACCCUUUCCAAAGUAUGGCUGGUCAAUUUGCAGACAAAGGAAUGGGCUUUAAUUGCCGCAUCAGGAAACCCAAAGGCCCUCGUGAUCCUCCCUCAGAGUGGAAUACCAUUGAGAGGUAGGACCACCACUGCCUGCUGGAGCCAGGGGAGUGCUCGCUUCUACCAAAUUCUAACGCAAGUCUAAGAUCAAGUGGCUAGCAACUCACCUGUCAAAGAAGUUUACUUGUGAAGUCACGAAGAACCCAUGUACAGCACUUGGCAUUCAGAGAUGUCCUAACGCAACAUUGUUGUUAUCAUUAUUUUCUCUUAAAGGGAAUAUGGAUUCUUCAGAAUGAAUGAAAUGAGUUUCUUUGUUAUUUAACUGCAGGGGCAUUUGUAAAUGAAGACAAAUACAAUUGUGGAGGUGAUUGUAAUAUCUUUGUCAUAAGUUAUUAACAUUGUUGUGCUCUUAGGUUUGUGAAAUUUUAUGUGCUUCCUGUAAGUGCAACUAAUAAGACCAUGUGCAUUAUCACUGUUAUCUGUAAGGUUAUAGUCAAGAAAAUAAAUGAACAAGAGUGGACAGCCCAGAGCUGUUACUUUCCAAACUGGCUAACAGUUCAUUUUGAGAAUACAGCCUUCAGUAGAUGUCUGCAAAGUCUAAGCGACCCUUGGAUAUUCUGAGAUUUUUACAAUUCUAGCAAGCCCAUCCCAGUCCUAAAAAAUGAAAGGCAAAUUUAAUCCUGGAAGACUGCAGUAACUACAGGAUGUAAUUGGGUUCAGACUCUUAAUGGGUGGCCAGUUCAAGUUUGUAAAAGAGCGGCUCAUUACUGUAAGUAGCUGUCUCGUUCAUUGAUUUCUACAUGCAGUUGCUGGUUGUCCCAGUGUUUGUCUUGUAAGGUAGUUUAUUUUUGUUUAGUAUGUAACAUGAUGGGAUGACCCCAGUCUUCUUUGUUUGAGGAUUGUCACUCAUUUCUGUCUAAAGAAAAUUGUGAACAACAAGUCAAAGUUCUGACUGGUCAUGCACUCUAUUUAGGAGCACCAGAGUACACUGCUGUUCUUACUUGUUGGUUGUCAUUAAGAACUGACCGCUUUUGCCCUAUCAGUGAGUCCACACUGUAAACUGAAAAUGCUGAAUAGAGCAUCAGUGACAGCUGAAAACAAUGCAAACAUCUGAAUUGCUUUCACAAAUGAUACAUCGCCAUCCUUACCAAUUACAAAAAGAUGAAAAAGUGGAAGUUAAUUAAAUUUGCUUAAAUUAUAUGAUUAAAAAAAGAUCAGACAUAUAAAGAUGCAUGCAUUAUGGCCCUCCAAACCUGAAGUUGUCCACUCACUUAGUUUAAUGACCCCCUCAUCUUCUUUUCUGACACUGCAGUGACAUUCCCUAAUUAAACAGCAUGCCUGUCAGUCUCCAUUGACCGCAGUGCAGAUUACUGACAUGUAAAGUAAAUGAUGCUACUUAAGGCGUGUGAGGCCUUUGUUUUUGGCCUUUUGUGUCGAUGCUCAGUUACUUUAACACCCAGCCACACUUGCCUUUUUAAAUAAGCAGGUGAACCUUGUGGUUGACUUACCUUUGCACUUGAACUAAUUAAUUUGUAAUAAUUCAUUUUUCUAUUUAUGCAUUCAUUUCUCUAAAUAAUACAUACAAUUAAUGGAUAAACCUCUUUUUAGUAAAUGAAGGACAAUUUUCGAAUAAGUAAGACUUUCUCAGUAAGACAUUUAUCAUGUUGUAUCAGGAAAAUGUUGAGAGCAUGUAAUGUCGAAUAGAGUGUUCUUUGCUGUGUUAGGCCAACUAUUUAACAUGCAAUCUGUUAAGUCUGUAUUCUAAAUUAGAAAGAAAACAAAUCCAGAAUGAAAACACAGGAAAUGAUACUAGCUGUGGUGCCCACAACAUUUACUUAUAUAGCACAUUUCAUACAAAAAAUGUAGCUUAAAGUGCUUUACAUAAAGAAUAGAAAAAUAA
Molecule: messenger RNA, 3648 nt
Organism: Polypterus senegalus (gray bichir)
Lineage: Eukaryota; Metazoa; Chordata; Cladistia; Polypteriformes; Polypteridae
Gene: ptpn18
Product: protein tyrosine phosphatase non-receptor type 18
Exons: 17
Coding region: 177-1829 (550 amino acids)
Biological process (GO): peptidyl-tyrosine dephosphorylation
Cellular component (GO): cytoplasm; nucleus
Molecular function (GO): non-membrane spanning protein tyrosine phosphatase activity
Source: RefSeq, a predicted model, not a curated record